This is a messenger RNA of Hypoxylon trugodes, 1556 nucleotides long. RefSeq lists its product as uncharacterized. Lineage: Eukaryota; Fungi; Ascomycota; Sordariomycetes; Xylariales; Hypoxylaceae. Bases 249 to 1265 code for a protein of 338 amino acids. The transcript has 3 exons. The record is from RefSeq and is a predicted model, not a curated record.
UUACCCGGCAAGGCCUCAAUGAGCGGCAGUUGCAUCGCCAUCCCUAUCCAACCAAUAGCCGCUGAACGUAAACACUCCGUCCGCCUUGGCUUUAUCCGGAGAACCAUGGAUCAGCGCCGCCUCGGAGGAGAAUAAAGAUAAGACGGUCUGCUGGCCUCCCCGGCCCGCUGCCUUUGCUUUCUUUUCCAUUUUUCUUCAAGCAUCUCUAACAUUCCAGUCUUAAGCCCUAAAAAGACAAGGCAAGAAAGAUGCAGUUGAAGAAUCUUCUGCCCGCCGCGGCAGCCCUGCAGGCGGCUACCGCGCAGGAGCUGAUGCGCUUCGGAUGCUCCCAGCUAACCAUCGACCGAAUCGACCCCCUGGUCGAGCCGGGCAACAUGCCCUCGGCCCACAUGCACCAGAUCAUCGGUGGUAACUCCCUCAACGCCUCCAUGACACCCGGCGACCACGACCCCCCGACCGUCUCCACCUGCACAUCGUGCACGUACUCGGAGGAUUUCUCCAACUACUGGACCGCCAACCUGUACUUCCGCGCCAAGAACGGCACCUACAAGCGCGUCCCGCAGGUAGCCAACCUAGGUCUCGGCGUCGAAGCCGGUAUGACCAUCUACUACAUCCGCGGGUACCAAGCCAGCGCCAAGGUCACCGCCUUCCCACCGGGUUUCCGCAUGCUAGUCGGUGACCCGAUGAACCGCCAAGCCAGCACCAUGCAAAAGGGCCUUUGCUACCGCUGCGAAGCCAACAUGCAGCAGAACCCCUUCGGCGGCGCCCCGUGUACCGGCCAGGACACGCAGGCCUUCCCAGCUCAGCCCUGCGGCGGCGGCUGGCGAGUAACGGUCCACUUCCCGUCGUGCUGGGAUGGAAAGAACACCGAUUCGCCGGAUCACAAGACCCACGUCGCGUACCCGGCGUCGGGAACGUUCGAGACUGGUGGUGCUUGCCCGUCCACUCACCCCGUUAAGAUCCCCCAGAUCAUGUACGAGAUCAUGUUCGACACCCGCCAGUUCAACAACAAGGCUGAGUGGCCCGACAACGGCCAGCCCUUCGUCUGGAGUAUGAACGAUACCACUGGUUACGGUCUACACGGUGACUACCUGUUCGGCUGGAAGGGUGACGCUCUCCAGAAGGCUAUGGAUGGCAAGUGCUCCGGUGACCGCUGCGCGCCGCUGCAGAGACAGACCGACAAGCAGGCCAUCGACUGUAUCAAGGGCCAAAGUGUUAAGGAGGAUAUUGGUGACGACUGGCUCCCCAACUUGCCCGGUUGGUAAACGUCGGUAUAUUGGAAGAAGUUCAUGUCGAGGCAGGUUUGAAAACCUGUUGAGCCUGGAAUUUUUGUUUAUAUUGUUCGCUACGAAGGAGACUUAUUAGAUUGUCAAAUAUACAUACCAUUAUAAAUAUGCCAUACCAGCCAAGCUCUAAACCCUUAUCAUAGGCCGAGGCCUAUAACGGUAGAUCUUUCGUAUCGAAAGUGGAUGGCGGGGGAAGGGAUGUAUGUCCAGUGUAUUUAUAGAACGAAGGGAGGUGAGAAAGUGAAACCCUUCCGGGUUGUUUCAGUGAAG